GGGGCGGCUCUUUCUUUUCUACUGCGGGGCCGUGGCGGGAGCGGUUGUGCUCCUUGUCUCUCUGAGCUAUCCAGGUCCAUCCUCGUCGCUUCGGCGACACCCGCACCCGCCGCCGCCAUGACUGAGCAGAUGACCCUUCGUGGCACCCUCAAGGGCCACAACGGAUGGGUUACCCAGAUUGCUACUACUCCCCAGUUCCCGGACAUGAUACUGUCCGCCUCUCGAGACAAGACCAUCAUCAUGUGGAAGCUGACCAGGGAUGAGACCAACUAUGGCAUCCCACAGCGUGCUCUGCGGGGUCACUCCCAUUUUGUUAGUGAUGUGGUCAUCUCCUCUGAUGGCCAGUUUGCCCUCUCUGGCUCCUGGGAUGGAACCCUUCGCCUCUGGGAUCUCACAACGGGCACCACCACACGCCGAUUUGUAGGCCAUACCAAGGAUGUGCUGAGUGUGGCCUUCUCCUCUGACAACCGGCAAAUUGUCUCUGGCUCCCGAGAUAAAACCAUCAAGCUGUGGAACACUCUGGGUGUAUGCAAGUACACCGUCCAGGAUGAGAGCCACUCGGAGUGGGUGUCUUGCGUUCGUUUCUCACCCAACAGCAGCAAUCCCAUCAUCGUGUCCUGUGGCUGGGACAAGCUCGUCAAGGUAUGGAACCUGGCGAACUGCAAGCUGAAGACCAAUCACAUCGGCCACACAGGGUACCUGAACACUGUGACCGUCUCUCCAGAUGGAUCCCUCUGUGCUUCUGGAGGCAAGGAUGGCCAGGCCAUGCUGUGGGACCUCAAUGAAGGCAAGCACCUUUAUACGCUUGAUGGUGGGGAUAUCAUCAACGCCCUGUGCUUCAGCCCCAACCGCUACUGGCUCUGUGCUGCCACGGGCCCCAGCAUCAAGAUCUGGGACUUGGAGGGCAAGAUCAUUGUGGAUGAAUUGAAGCAAGAAGUUAUCAGUACCAGCAGCAAGGCAGAGCCACCCCAGUGCACCUCUCUGGCCUGGUCUGCUGAUGGCCAGACUCUCUUUGCUGGCUACACAGACAACCUGGUGCGAGUGUGGCAGGUGACCAUUGGCACCCGCUAGAGAUAAUGGCAGAGCUUUAGAAAUAAAAAACUGAUUUUCUGA
This is a messenger RNA of Pteropus alecto (black flying fox), 1113 nucleotides long. It is a transcript of the gene RACK1, whose product is annotated as receptor for activated C kinase 1. The transcript is spliced from 8 exons. Gene Ontology annotation, molecular function: translation regulator activity; ribosome binding; protein kinase C binding. Gene Ontology annotation, cellular component: nucleus; cytosol. Gene Ontology annotation, biological process: positive regulation of protein phosphorylation; rescue of stalled cytosolic ribosome. The coding region runs from base 118 to 1071 and encodes 317 amino acids. Lineage: Eukaryota; Metazoa; Chordata; Mammalia; Chiroptera; Pteropodidae. The record is from RefSeq and is a predicted model, not a curated record.